AUGACGACGGUACAGGCUGCCACGGAACUGGCCGUGGAUAGUGAAAUCGAGCUCAAUGCGUCUCCUCUGGAGCCGUCUCCCAUGGAAGCAUCUCCCUUUGGAAGUGCUGGGUCCUGUCGCACUCCCGAUACGAAUAUUUCUGUACCGGAUAGUCCAGAUUCAAUGCAGAGUUCUGUCAGCAAAGACAGGCUCUGGGCAAGGAACAAGAUCGCCUCACUUACGCAGGAGGAAAAGAUCUCAUUGCUCACAGCAGCUGAUUUCUGGAGAACGAACGCAAUCACUUCCAAGGGCAUACCGGCGGCGAAAACGAGCGAUGGGCCUAACGGUGCUCGGGGCGGAAUUUUUGUUGGUGGUACAAAGGCUGCAUUAUUUCCUUGCGGUGUCUCGCUUGCCGCUACAUGGAAUCGGGAGCUGCUAUAUGAAGUCGGCCAGCACCUUGCUGUUGAGGCGAAGGGGAGAGCAGCCCACAUACUGCUUGGCCCAACCGUUUGCAUGCACCGUCACCCUUUAGGCGGCAGGAAUUUUGAGUCGUUCUCAGAGGAUCCACUUCUCACUGGGAAGCUGGCGGCGCAGUAUAUUCGCGGGCUCCAACAGAAAGGCGUUGCUGCCACCAUCAAGCACUUCGUUGGGAACGAGCAAGAGACGCACCGAUUGACGAUAGAUUCCCUUAUCCAGGAACGACCUUUGCGGGAAAUUUAUCUGAAACCGUUCGAGAUCGCCGUGCGGGAGGCCAAUCCAUGGGCCAUCAUGACAUCUUAUAAUCUGGUAAACGGCAUGCAUGCAGAUAUGAACACCCAUAAUCUGAGAGACAUUCUUCGUGGCGAAUGGGGCUACGAUGGAACGGUCAUGUCUGAUUGGGGAGGUGUGAACUCAAGUAUCGAAUCGAUUAGAGCGGGAUGCGAUAUAGAGUUCCCUUUCUCGACCAAGUGGAGGUUUGAAAAGGUCCUCGAAGCACUCAAGCAACGACAAAUCUCGCAACAAGAUAUCGACCAGGCCGCGGAGAACGUCUUGACCCUGGUUCAUCGAGUUAGAGAAGACGACAUGUCUGAGGAGAGACCAGAGCGGGAAGACAACCAGCCCAAAACUCGGGCUCUCAUCCGGGAGGCGGGUGCUCAAGGCUUGACGCUGCUCAAAAACGAAGGCGCGAUACUACCACUCGACCGGAAAAAGUCCAAGGUUGCUGUCAUCGGCCCCAACGCGAAUCGCGCAAUCGCAGGAGGUGGAGGCAGUGCGAGUCUCAAUCCCUAUUACAACACUUUACCUUUGGAAAGUAUCAAGAAUACCGCAGAACAGGAGGUGAUUUAUGCUCAAGGAUGUCAUAUCAACAAGUGGCUUCCUGUAGCAUCCCCAUUCUGCAAGACGAAGGAAGGCAAGCCCGGCGUGACGAUCGACUGGUUUGCUGGCGACAAAUUCCAAGGAUUGCCUGUGGUUAAUCAACGGCGGACGAAUACCGACUUGUUCUUGUGGGACUCUGCACCACUUGCUCAAGUUGGACCAGAAUGGUCAGCCAUUGCGACGACCUACCUGACCCCAAUGGCAACUGGAAAGCACACCAUCAGUUUCAUGAGUGUAGGGCCUGGGAAGCUGUACCUGGACGGCAGAGUUGUACUAGAUCUGUGGGAUUGGGCAGAAGAAGGAGAAGCGAUGUUUGAUGGCUCAAUCGACUAUCUUGUCGAUGUGAACAUGCAAGCUGGCAAGGCUGUUGAGCUCAAGGUGGAGAUGACCAACGAGCUGCGGCCGUUGUCGAAACAGAAGCAGUUCAACAUGACGCACAAAUAUGGCGGCUGCCGCAUUGGCUUCAAGGAAGAGGACAAGAUCAAUUAUCUCCAGGAAGCGAUUGAAGCGGCCAAGAAGGCCGACGUGGCGGUGGUGAUAGUGGGUCUUGAUGCUGAGUGGGAAUCGGAAGGUUACGACAGGCAGACAAUGGAUCUGCCCUCAGAGGGCAGCCAAGACCGGCUCAUUGAGGCUGUUCUGGCGGCCAACCCCAGGACCGUGGUGGUGAAUCAGUCCGGUUCGCCGGUGACGAUGCCUUGGGCUGAUGAGGUUCCUGCCAUUGUCCAAGCAUGGUAUCAGGGUCAGGAGGCCGGUAAUGCCCUGGCGGAUGUCUUGUUUGGACUGAAGAAUCCUAGCGGAAAGCUUCCGUGCACGUUUCCCCGCCGCAUCGAAGAUACACCUGCCUAUCAUAAUUGGCCCGGCGAAAAUCUCGAAGUGGUCUACGGUGAGGGCCUCUACAUUGGCUACAGGCACUACGAGCGCGCCCGCAUCACCCCACUCUUCCCGUUUGGCCAUGGUCUUUCCUACACAACAUUCGAAUACGGGCGACCAUCGCUGUCUAGCAAAUAUUUGACCGCAUCCGAACCUAUCUUUGUGAUCUUCGCUGUGAGCAACAUCGGAGAGGUUGACGGUUUUGAGACGGCCCAAAUCUACAUGAGCGAUGUCAAGUCUCGCCUGCCCCGUCCAGAAAAGGAGCUUGUGGCUUUUGAGAAGGCCUGGGUUGAGGCGGGCGAAACGAAGCAUCUUCGGGUUAGGAUUGACAAGCACGCUGUCGGAUACUAUGACACGAGCUUGAAAGCGUGGGUUGCCGAGGAGGGCACCUUUGAGGUGCUUGUUGGCGCUUCCAGCGUCGAUGUCAGACGAAAGGUCUCAUUUGAGGUGAAGGAGUCGUUCACUUGGAUAUUUUAA
Molecule: messenger RNA, 2682 nt
Organism: Cryphonectria parasitica EP155
Lineage: Eukaryota; Fungi; Ascomycota; Sordariomycetes; Diaporthales; Cryphonectriaceae
Product: family 3 glycoside hydrolase
Exons: 7
Coding region: 1-2682 (893 amino acids)
Biological process (GO): glucan catabolic process
Molecular function (GO): beta-glucosidase activity
Source: RefSeq, a predicted model, not a curated record